UUCCUCGCGUUCGCCUAGGGGUGUUGUUGGGACGCAAUGCCUGAGCCAGCGAAGUCCGCUCCCGCCCCGAAGAAGGGCUCGAAGAAGGCGGUGACCAAGGCGCAGAAGAAGGACGGCAAGAAGCGCAAGCGCAGCCGCAAGGAGAGCUACUCGGUGUACGUGUACAAGGUGCUGAAGCAGGUGCACCCCGACACCGGCAUCUCGUCCAAGGCCAUGGGCAUCAUGAACUCGUUCGUCAACGACAUCUUCGAGCGCAUCGCGGGCGAGGCGUCGCGCCUGGCGCAUUACAACAAGCGCUCGACCAUCACGUCCCGGGAGAUCCAGACGGCCGUGCGCCUGCUGCUGCCCGGGGAGCUGGCCAAGCACGCCGUGUCCGAGGGCACCAAGGCCGUCACCAAGUACACCAGCUCCAAGUAAAUUUGUUCACCGUCACAGCACCAACGAUUUCAGGCUCUUUUAAGAGCCGCCCAUAUUCUCAUUUAAAGAGCUGUAAUCUCCCCAACUUCUGGAAACUGCAACUUGUUUUCAUCACGUUUAAUUUGCUGAGUAUUGGUAAACUGAAUUUGGGAACAAAGGUUAACUUCUGGUGUGUGCGGACCAUCAAGAAGCAAAUGUGUAAGUAACUUGAUUAUGGUGCAUUUGGCUUGGCUUCUCCCGACAACUGCUGGAGGUAUUGGACCUAGGGUUGCCCCCACCUCGAGAGGUUUUUGUUUUUGUUUUUUACCGCUUUUGGCUUCAUUUUGUCCUCCGUUACCUUUGGGGGAAUUCCCUUCAGGAAAACCUGGAGUCCUAGUUUUGAGUGGCCCUAAGUGAAAACAAGUGUUAACCAUUCUUGAGGAAAAUGAAACCACUUUUUUGUAAUUUCUUGUUGGCUUGUGAGUGGCUACAGCGGCACCUAAUGGCGGGAUGUGCCCUCUGCAGCUUGACUUUCUAGACUCUUAGCGGAUCUGCUAGUCCUCAAAUCCACAUCCUCCCGAUUCCACGUAGCUAAACAUUGCCUCUUGGAAAAGAUCAGGAACUCUAUCCACUGGGGUUUUCUACCCGGCUUAAUAUACGAGGGUGAAAGAGACGCUACCUAAAACUGGUAACAGGAGGUGGGGGGAGUCCCAGAGUUCUUCCGAAGCCUCCCUGUGUCCUGGAUAGCCUUGUCCCCAGUUACUUCUUCAUUCCCUAGGAUUUUAGUUCAAGGAAGAGGAGUUCAAAGGAAUUUACAUUUCUGUGCUUGUCCUUCGCCUGAUUUCAGCCUACAAUCACCCGUGAAACGGAAUCUUCCAUUGUACAAGCGAAUGUCCUGAGAAUUGAGAUUCAGCAGCCCUUUACAUCAAUAAAUACUAUAUGGAAUAUAUAUCACGGAUAUGGAAGGUAAGAAUCACCUGGUAGCAAAUUUAACUUUUCUGGCGCUGUGGUGCAGAGGGGGAAAGCAUGAGCAUUGGUGGUGUAAAACUGAGCUCAAAAAUCUCAUUUUCCACUUACUAGCUACACGUCUUUAUCUACAAAUGCCUACAUGGUAAAUUUCCGUGAGCAUUAAAUAAGAGGCUCCGUUUCGUAAUGGGGCUUGUGAAGGUUCUCUCGGCCCCACAUGCAAUUAAGGCAUUCAGUUCUGGCUCUCCAAAGCUAAUUUUAAGUACAUUUAGAAAAUAACAUAUUCAUGAAAAGAAAUACACAAGCAGAAAUGGACACCAUAAAGGGUGUCCAAAGAUACAGUCCUGGCAGCCUGUUUCAAGGCUACAUUUGAGCAAACUUCUUAAACCUUCUGUGAGCAUUUCCUUGCCUCUAAAAUGGGAAUAAUAAUUAGUACCUACUGCAUGGCAUUGCUGAUGAUCAAUAAAAGAUCACAGUAAGGGCGCUAGGACAGUCCCUGCAGAGGGGAAAGUCAUCCAAGAUAGCAGCCAUGGCUAAAGCCUCUGAUUGAAGGGGUAGGAAAGGUGCCCAUGUUAGUAUCUGAGUCCUGAGGCCUUGAACAAGGCAGAAGACCACAAAAGUAUAAAGGCAUGGGACACCAGGUAGGGUUCUUUGUCAAUCUAAACCCCUUCUAGUAGUCUGAACCCCUCCUUGGAAUCAUCUCUCCACCCUGAACUCUUUUAAGGACAACCUAGUGCCUGUGGCUGUGAGACUUCCCCACCUCUGCCUGCCAGUUCAAGGAACACGUGCCUAAUUUUCCAGGGACUUCCUCUUGCCUCGCCUGAGCCAGCGGCACCUCAUUUAACAGUAAGGUGUGCGUUGGAGUAUGAGGAAGGGACGCUGGAAACACACAAGAGCCGUUAGUAACUUUUUUUCCCUUUUUUGUUCCCAUGCCUCCUGUUCUCUUUGCCUAACCUCGCUGUGGUGUCCGGCCAGAACGAAGAAUCAUCUUCAGAAAACCAGCUGGCACUCUUAAAGUUAGAAGAGAAUCACGACAUUGCUGCCUGUGGUCCUUCCCAGACGAGGGAAAGCCAGGGCCGCCCUACAGACGGCUGUGCUGUUGCCAACAACUUCAAAGACAAUCAAUCUCAUUUCAAAAAAGAACGAUCCUCGAAGGAAAUACAGAUAACCGCAAAAUGAGAAAUCUUUAUACCAAAUAAAUGUGGUCCUUUCUACCAAAUAAAUUUAAUUAACUUUUAAUAUUAAGGAAAACUUACUAUGCUGACCUUACGUUUCUCAUUUUGACACAGAAUACAGAGAAAAGUGGCCGGGACUAACACUAUUCUUAGAUGAGCAUCUGGGAACCACUGAUUUGUUCAAGUCCCUUCAUUUCAGAAUUUUAAAAAAUGUCUCUGAAUCAGCUCAGCUAAUCAGAGAAGGGGCCCGGGUUAAAACAGAUUUCUUGACUAUUUCCCCUAAAAUUAUACCUACUUCUCACUUCCACAUGUUUGAAGACUUAUAUUCUAUUAUUAUAAGUAAUCCACACACAUAUUAAUAUCAUUAGCAGAAUAUUAUGAAGUAAUCCACACAAUGAAAAUUCUACUUGAUCUUUCAUAUUCCAGCAAAGCAUCCCGUAAUUUUUUUAAGGCAGUCAACAAAGCAACUGUCAACCAAUAGACAGAUGAAUUGUGACAUAAUCAGGCAUGAUCACACGCUCUAACAUUGCUACGAAAGCAAACGAGCUUUAGCCACACGUGACAACGUGGCAACUCAGAAUAAAGCAAUUCCCAGAAACCAGAUGUGAUCUAAUACUGUGUCAAUCCAUUUAGGCUAAUUGUGCCGUGAUAAACAAUCCCCAGAUCCCGGUGACUUACUACAAUAAAGGUUCUUGUUUUGCUCAUG
Molecule: messenger RNA, 3243 nt
Organism: Leopardus geoffroyi (Geoffroy's cat)
Lineage: Eukaryota; Metazoa; Chordata; Mammalia; Carnivora; Felidae
Product: histone H2B type 1-C/E/F/G/I
Exons: 1
Coding region: 37-417 (126 amino acids)
Cellular component (GO): nucleosome
Molecular function (GO): protein heterodimerization activity; DNA binding; structural constituent of chromatin
Source: RefSeq, a predicted model, not a curated record